Molecule: messenger RNA, 4281 nt
Organism: Girardinichthys multiradiatus
Lineage: Eukaryota; Metazoa; Chordata; Actinopteri; Cyprinodontiformes; Goodeidae
Gene: zfyve19
Product: zinc finger, FYVE domain containing 19
Exons: 13
Coding region: 247-1623 (458 amino acids)
Biological process (GO): abscission; mitotic cytokinesis checkpoint signaling
Cellular component (GO): centrosome; cleavage furrow; midbody
Molecular function (GO): metal ion binding; phosphatidylinositol-3-phosphate binding
Source: RefSeq, a predicted model, not a curated record
UGUGCCCAAACCUCAGUGUGUAAAAAAUAAUGCUGCAUAAAUUACUGAGCAUGUAGGACAACACUGCAAACCCUCUACCCGAGAUAAUGAUCAAACAACAACGUGUCCAGCACCUCUGGACCAUAAAAGGGAGGAAUCUUCUGCAAACUGACCUACGUUUUCAGCUUGUGUGCAGCGCUGUGACGCCGUUAAACCAGCGAGCUCUUCAUGUGUUUUUGAACAACGGCCGCGGAGAACGCUGAUUGGAUGAAUCCCAAACAGGAAACAGAACCUGAAGUGUACUUACUCAAGCCCUCACCCGCUAGGGAAACAUUUAUAACUGUAAGGCAUCACUCAGGAGGCGGCGCCAUGGACAGUCGUUGUUACGGCUGUGCAUCAAAGUUUAGCCUCUUCAAGAAGGAGCUGGGCUGUAAGAACUGUGGACGGUCCUUUUGCUCCAGCUGUUUAACUCUCAGUGCUGUUGUGCCUCGCUGUGGUAACACCCAGCAGAAGGUCUGCAAGCAAUGUCAUGGUAAUCUCACAAGAGGGGAAUCUUCAAACAAUGCUGGAAGAUGGUCCCCUCCAGAAAACUACAAAAAACGGGUCGCUGCACUCGAAGCCAAACAGCAAGCGCAGUCCACACAGCCUUGUGUGCAUGGAGGUAGCAGAAAUGGCAAACCGGUCCAUCUACCAACCAAAGGGCUUAGCAAAGAAGACCACGCUAUUGCUGAGAGGCUUCAAAAGCUAAAGGAGGACACUAAACCCAAGUCUAUCCCUUCUGAAAAGGAGAUUGAGUCACGUCUUGCUGCCCUGAAAGCUCCCAGCCAGCCAGCGUCUUCUGCAGAAGAGAUAGAGGAUCGUCUGGCAGCUCUGCGAGGUCAGCCACCUCCAUCUCAAGCUCCUCAACCAGUACACCAGCCUCCUGACACCCGGACUCAGACUGAACAAGCCAAUGAUUUGAUUACUCAGAUGACAGAAGAAGUUGCCAUUGAUGACCAAAAAUCAAGCCCAGAUAGUGUAGAUAUGAAUGAUCUCAACAAAGGUGAGGGUGCUGCUUCGGACGAGAACCUGGAGGACAACCAGGGAGCAGCCAGGCAGCAGGAAGCAGAUAAGGACCGGCUGCUUGAAGAAGCCAUGCAGGAACUGAGAAAUGAGCACCAUUCCCAGGAUCAGAUCCUCCACAUGGCCAAGAGGCUGGCACAGCUGAAGGGUCAGGACCCAGAUAAAGUCACAGCAGAAGAUUUCAAACAACCUGACAGUGAAGAAGAGACUGAGGAAGAAGCUGUGAGGAGAGUUCUGAAACAGCUCUCAGAAGAAGCUGCACUUGAUGAAGCCAGCGGAUACAACAUACCUGUAGAACCAAGCGGACCCAAGAACAGAGAAAAAAAGAAAACCUCUAAAAAACCAACUCUCGCACUGAAGAGCAGGACUUCUCCGGGCGCUGCUGCACAUCAGCCAUCAGACAGCGACGACGAAGAACUUCCAUGGUGCUGCAUCUGUAACCACGACGCCACCCUCCGCUGCCACACCUGUGAUGGAGACCUGUACUGCAGCCGCUGCUUUCGGGAGGGCCAUGAUAAAUAUGACAGGAAGGAGCAUCGCACCAGUAGCUACACUGCUCCAAAGAAGAAGAGGAAGACAUAAUGCUAAAGAUGUUUGUCUUAUUAAUCUCUGACCUUUCAUGAUUGUAGGACCUGCUCUUUAGUCUCAUUGGAUGUACUGUGGUUAUCUAAAACAGCUUCUUAGAAAAUGUAAACACUACUGGAAACCAGAGCUCAUUAUAACAGAUCAACUUUCUGUGCCUAUUAAUCGUAAUAAUAAAUGCCUUCUGACGUUUUUACUCAUUAGACAUGUCCCAGCCAGAAACUUGAUUGUAUUUAUUGGGAUUUUAUGAGAUAAACCAACACAAAGUAGCACAUAAUUAUAAAGUAUCUUUAGUUUGGCCAUUUGUAUUCAGCCCCAGAUUGGUCGGAGAGUGUCUCUAAUAGGUUUUGAUCUAAACUUUUCCGUUGUAGCUCUAACUUUGUGUUUAGUUUAGUUUAGUUUUGUAUCCCCAUAGUAUGAUACUGCCACCACCAUGUCUCACAGUGGUGAUGGCAUGUUUAGAGUGUUCAUAAUUAUUUAAAUGUUCAUCCAGUAGUUCAUUUUCGUUAAUUUGACAAGAUCAGUUUCUGUCAGAAAGGCCAGAUUUGUCCAGAGCACGACUCAUAGUUGUCAUGGUAAAAGAGUCUUCCACCUGAGUUGUGGAUCUCUGCAGCUCCUCAGGAGUUACAAUGGGCCUCUGGGCUGCUUCCGGCCUGACUCUUUAGGUGGAUGACCAUGUCGUGGUAGGUUGCAGCUGUGCCAUACCAUUCAGCAUUUUUGGUUGAUGAACUAACAGACAUCGAGGUUUGUGGUUGUGACGUGACAAAAUGUGAAAACGUUUGAGGGGUUUGAUUACAUUUGCAAGGCUAAAUGGAUUAAAAAUACUUUGUAAGACUUCUAGUAGCGGUUAGACUAAAAUUAGACACAAUCUUUAAAUAACUGCAAAGCACUACAUGUAAUAUCUGAACCCUAUCUUUUUAGAAUGUGUAAAAAGGGUAUUUUGGGUUGAAUCUGCUAAACAAAGAACCGCUUGGAACUGUCAAAGUGAAUAGAAAGCAUCAUAAAUUUGUUUGAAGCUGUCCUUUUUCAUGACAACAAAGUCUCAUCCUAAGUGUACUUUGCACUGGUCACUAUUUGAGUAUUUUUGUAUUUUUUUCAGCAGAAACAUCUAUCAGACAGGUUAUGAGCUCACCCGGGACAGCGUGCACUCACUCACAGACUGCUGUCAGCUCCAUGCAGGAGAAGCACAGACGAGUCGGUGUAAAAGAAUCACUGAGGCCUUUGUUCCCUUUGUUCUUGUCUUUGUUUGGCUGUAUUUCUGUCAUGAGCACUGACUUUCUUGUUCUCAUAAUUUGCUUCUAAAUGAGGCUAAACAGUCUGUCUUUAUCACAAUUGUUAUGGUUAUUUUUAACAAAGCUUUUUUUAAACAGUUGUCAUUAUUUGAAAAAACUGUCUGCCUGGCACGUCCUGUUUGUGCUGUAUGUAUGGAUUCUUUGUCAGCGAAGAAUGAGUCAGUCGGACAAGUUGCUGUAAUGGAGCCGUCAACAGAAAGACUCCCGUGAAUGACAGUGAGAGGACCAAAUUGCAGUUUUUUACUGUCCAUUAUUGCACAUCAAACUGAGGGGAAGCCAUCAUCACACUCUCCUCUGGGGCUUUCUUCAUUAAUGGUGGCCAUGUUCUCCUUUUCUGGCCAUGUCAUGCACCGCCCCACCACCACAGAAAGGAAAUGGAUGGGUAUAAUGGGUGCACGCUUAAUGGAACAUCCUGCGGCUGAUUUAAUGUGUUUACUCCUAGACCUGGCAUGUCGACGCCUCCAUUGUUUCCAUCACUCUGAUGAAAAAUUCAUGUCAGAAAACAGAAUGCUGAUGGGUAUUCUUUCAGCUGUGUCCAGACAAAGUACUGCAGGGUAUAAUGAAUAGCGAUUUUGAUAGCAAAGUGAUUUUGUUAGUGCUGUUAAUUUAGUAAUGUAUCUGUGCAUUUCCAAUAAUUAGAAUUUGAUAGGCAAUAUCAUUUAUUUUAGUAAUUCAAUUCAAAAAGUGAAUCUCUUGUUAUAUAGAGCUGUUUCGCACAGGGUGAUAUAUUUCAAACAUCAUUCUAUUAAUUUUAAUGAUAAUGGCUUACAGCGAAUUGCUGGAUAUUCACAGAGUACUGUGUCCAAGCAGGUUAAUUGAAAAUUGAGUGGAAGGAAAAAGUGUUAAAGAAGAGUAGAGAGGUUGCUUGAGGUCCAGUGAACUAUCCACAGUCAGGACUUGUGGUAGUACCUGGUUUAAUGCUUGAUUGGCCUGCAAACUCAGCUGACCCCAAAUCGCAUUGAGAAUCUUUGGGGUAUUAUAAAGAGGAAGAUGGCUGAACCCAAACCCAGCAAUACAAAUGAACUGAAAGCUGCUUUUAAAUCAGGAUUGGCUUUCUUGACAUCUUGGCAGUACCACUGGCUGACUACUGCCAUGCCACUCUGCCAUUUCUGAAGCUGCAGUCUCCUUUUUGCUUUGUCUUGUAUUUCUUGUUUCUAUAGAAACUGAAUUUGGGGUUUUCAUUAGCUGUAACUCAUAAUCCUCAAAAUUAACAGAAACAAACACUUGAAAUACAUCUCUGUAUGGAAUCUAUAAAAUAUUUGUCUACUUGAAUUGAAAUACUGAGAUAAAUCAACUUUUCAGUAAUACUCAAUUAAAAUUGAACCUGUAGUUGCAUAAUUAAUAUCUAAUAAAGCCCACUGGUUAA